UACCUUAACCGUGGGUAGUUAAACCAAGUCGUGAUGGCGAGCCGAAAAACUUCUCACCCAAAACGGGACAAUUCUGACAAAUACUCCAUCCUCUUACCAACCUACAACGAAAGAGAAAAUUUACCCCUGAUAGUCUGGCUCCUGGUGAAGUAUUUUGGUGAAAGUGGCUACAACUAUGAGAUAAUUGUCAUCGACGACGGAAGCCCGGAUGGUACACUAGAGGUGGCAGAGCAGUUGCAGAAGAUUUAUGGAGAGGAUAAAAUUCUUCUACGACCAAGAGCGAAAAAGUUGGGCCUAGGCACUGCCUACAUCCAUGGCAUGAAGCACGCUACUGGGAACUUUAUCAUCAUAAUGGACGCAGAUCUCUCCCAUCAUCCCAAAUUUAUCCCAGAAUUUAUUGAAAAACAGAAAGAGGGUAAUUACGACCUGGUGUCUGGUACUCGAUACAGAGGAAAUGGAGGUGUAUACGGCUGGGACCUGCGCAGGAAACUCAUCAGUCGGGGAGCCAACUUUUUGACUCAAGUGUUGUUGAGACCCGGUGCUUCAGAUCUCACAGGAAGCUUCAGGCUGUAUAAGAAGGAGGUCUUGGAGAGUCUGGUGGAGCGCUGCGUGUCCAAAGGGUACGUCUUCCAGAUGGAGAUGAUUGUCCGUGCCAGACAGCUCAACUACACAAUCGGAGAAGUUCCAAUUUCCUUUGUGGAUCGAGUUUAUGGAGAGUCCAAACUCGGAGGGAAUGAGAUAAUUUCAUUCGCAAAGGGACUGCUCACACUCUUUGCCACUACAUGAGCACUUUUAGGACAUAUCACAGUAACAUGAUUUUGAAUCUUUAAGCGGCUGUCUUGAAGACAAUAGCAGUAUGAGAAUUUUAACGAAAGGAAACUUGCUGAUGUUCAGACAGCUUAAUGAUGGCACAUGACAAGAGAGACUCUGUUGGCACUAAAUUUAAGACUAUUCUCUGUGAGCAGCCAUUGUGAAUACUGAUAGAACAUGGUGAUUUACAUUCCCAUCGUCUUGUUUGGUUGUACCAGAAGUUAGCACAUGGUGUAGUUUCUCAUCCUUUCCAGUGUAAACAGACUGAACGCUAAGGCUGUAAGAUAGGUUAAAACUGAAGUGUGCUGGCUUUAUCUGUGAUUGUAUAAAUAAACCAUUUGUAUAGUU
Cheilinus undulatus (humphead wrasse) is the source of this 1158-nucleotide messenger RNA. It is a transcript of the gene dpm1, whose product is annotated as dolichyl-phosphate mannosyltransferase subunit 1, catalytic. Gene Ontology annotation, cellular component: endoplasmic reticulum membrane. Lineage: Eukaryota; Metazoa; Chordata; Actinopteri; Labriformes; Labridae. The record is from RefSeq and is a predicted model, not a curated record. Gene Ontology annotation, molecular function: dolichyl-phosphate beta-D-mannosyltransferase activity. Gene Ontology annotation, biological process: GPI anchor biosynthetic process; protein O-linked glycosylation via mannose. The transcript is spliced from 9 exons. Bases 34 to 786 code for a protein of 250 amino acids.